UCGCUUCGCAGGAGAUGUAGAGAUUGCACGCGUCGCUUCUUCGUGGCUAGCUCCUUCGAUGACUUUCCCUUACUGUCGGAUCGGAGGUUGCGAUAUUUUGAUCGGAAGCAACAACCGGAGCUCGCUGGCUGUGAAGUCCCUAAAGGAAUUUUGACGAAGCUUGCCAUUUGGGACGAGGCUAUGGCGAGGUUCUCUUUGUACGAGGGCACGAGCGGGAGCAAAAGGAAGAAGAGGAGCAACGAGGAGGAAGAUGAUUUGAAGAAGAGGACAUGCGAGGUCGAAGAGGAAAAUUCAGAAUCGUGGGAGAACGAAGAAGAAGAAUCUAACGAGAUCGGAUGCGAAGUGGAGGAUUUCGAGGAGAUAGAGGCCACAGGGGAGGACGGAGUUUUCCUGGGAGGUAAUACGGAUGGGGAAUUUAAAUUUCGCAUUGAUCCGGACAUUCUCGAUUGCUCUAUCUGCUUCGAACCCCUGCGUCUGCCCAUUUUUGAGUGUAGAAAUGGACAUAUUGCAUGUUCCUAUUGCUGUCCUAAACUCUUAAACAAAUGUCACUUAUGCUGUGAACCUAUCGGUAGCCACCGAUGCCUUGCACUUGAGAAAGUUGUCGAAUCCAUUACCAGCCCAUGCCAGUAUGCUAAUUACGGAUGCAAAGCUAUUCUAUCCUUUGCUGAGAAAGCUUCCCAUGAAGAAGCCUGUAGCCAUGCUGCCCUCUUCUGCCCAAUUAGUAAUUGCACCUUCUCUGGCUCAAAGAGUCUUCUCUGUACUCAUACCAAACGUAUGCACGGCAACAUUUCAAAGAACUUCUGCUAUGAUCAACCUUUCUUGGUUGUUUUGGAGAAGCUUCAACCUUUAAUGGUUCUGCUUGGGGAGGACAGCCAUUUCUUCCUCCUCUUAAACAAUUAUGAGAUCUUCUUCCCUGGGAAUGUGCUCUCUGUUAUCUGCAUGGCUUCAGACAAUACCGAGUAUGACUUCUCAUGCGAGCUCAAGGUGAAAACCAGGGAAAGCUCGCUUAGGCUUAGGACCUCAGUUGAGAAGGUCAAGAAGUGGAAUGGAGUUCAUCCUCGCAAGGCUUUCCUUGUGGUUCCAGACGGUUUCGAUACCACCGAUGCUCGAUUACGCAUAAAUGUUUGCAUUAAUAAAUCAUUAUCAUCAGGUGGUAGCACAAGCCUGUCUUGAUUUCCGUUUCACUUUCUACUUAUUAUUUGUAAAAAGCAUUUGCAUAUAUAUAUAAUGUGUAUGUUGUAAUGAAUAUUAAAAGGUGGUUGUAUUUUAAAUAUUAGAAUUUCCUCCAAAGAAGAGGAGAGUUGGUGGCCGGCCUCACCCUUAAAAGGAA
This is a messenger RNA of Dendrobium catenatum, 1330 nucleotides long. Its product is annotated as putative E3 ubiquitin-protein ligase SINA-like 6. The coding region runs from base 181 to 1173 and encodes 330 amino acids. The transcript is spliced from 3 exons. Gene Ontology annotation, molecular function: zinc ion binding. The record is from RefSeq and is a predicted model, not a curated record. NCBI's taxonomy places the organism in Eukaryota, Viridiplantae, Streptophyta, Magnoliopsida, Asparagales, Orchidaceae.